Messenger RNA from Cryptotermes secundus, 3989 nucleotides. RefSeq names its product abnormal long morphology protein 1. The coding region runs from base 192 to 2183 and encodes 663 amino acids. The record is from RefSeq and is a predicted model, not a curated record. The transcript has 11 exons. Lineage: Eukaryota; Metazoa; Arthropoda; Insecta; Blattodea; Kalotermitidae.
AAACAUUGUUGGAUUCUGGCAGGUAGCGCCAGUUUGAAGCGAGAAGCAUGGAGGAGGUGUGUUUAUGUUGCAGGAAGUUGGCGUUGUUUUGACGUUUGGUUUUUGAUAGUUCGUACAAUGUAUUCAUGUUUCCCCAUCUGAAGUCUAAUGUUGGUAAACGUUUCUGCUUUAGUGGACCUCGACGUUAAGAGAUGACGGAUCUUUUAAUUCAGUCCGUUACUUCAAGAGGGGACACAUUUCCCCGAAGGCUGUUGGAUGGAUGUAGGUCGUCUGUUGUGUCUCGUUACAGUAGAGGCGGGGGAGAUUCUUUUGGUUCGGAGUUAAAACAUAGCAAGAGUGAUGACUUGGUUCUUCAGAGUGCAGCAAUAAUUCCACCAGAUAUUCAGCAUGCGCCAUGUGAUUCAUCCAUUACGAAGACAAAUUGUGUGGUGUACGAAGAUGACUUGGUGUCUACACAUGUUCUUCCUAAAGCAAAAUAUUUCAGUGAUAGUGAGGCUGAUGAGGUUAGGUCAAGCAGUGUUGAUAAAGCAGCGCGAAAAAUUUCUGGCGACUUUUCUGAUGUGCAACGAAUAUCGAAUCGCCAUAUGGGCUUGUAUGAUCGUGUGGAUCCAGAAGAUAGUAUCCGGGAUAUGAUAACAGAAAAUGAUUUUUACAGAUUUGUCUUGUUCAAGAAGCAUUAUGAAAAAUAUUUACAUCUGUCACAGAAGUACGAGGAAGCGAGGAAUAUUGCAUACUAUUUGGAGGAGAAAUACCAUGAAAUAAAGGCUGAACGAGACGGUCUCAGUCGGGCGCGCCAGGAGCUAGAGCGGAAGUUGGAGACAAAGGACCUAGAGUUGCAUGAAAAGGAAGAGGAAUUAUUCCUACAGUUGGAGAAGGUGGUACGUCUUGAAGAGGACUUCGAAAAGUUACGAGCCGAGAAGGAGAAAUUUGGGCAAUGGAAGGACAGACUGGAGCGAGAAAAGAACGAGGCCUACCGACAGCUAAAGCAGCAGGCUGCAGAGUCUGAGGCAACUCGCCGAGGGCUAGAACGCGCUCGUCAGGAAGUUGUGCGCCAGGUGACUGCCAUUGCUGCAGAAAAGGACUCCCUUGAAAAAGAGAACGAAAAGCUCAAAGAAACAUUGAGUGAAGAGCGAAAGGGUGUUGGUCAUUAUUUGGUUGACCUCACCCAGCAGAAGAAAAGGAUCAGUCAGAACCUUAUUGGCCUGGAGAAAGAAGUGACGGAGUUAAAAUUUGUUGCACGGCAGAGUGCAACACUCAACAACCAAUUCAAGAAGGGCAUGAAACACCUUGCCAUGUGCAAGAGGAAGAAGUGCUCUGUCUGUGCAUAUACAAAGGCCACAUUUGGGGACUACACAGAGAGGGGCAGUGACAAGAAGCAACUACUGUCCUGCUUCCAAGCGCCAUUGCAAGAUCUGCGCAAUUGGAUACGGCCUGUACCCCUCACCAGCUCCUCCACAUCUGACAAGUACUCCACUGCCUCAGAAGAUUAUGACGGUACCGGUGCAGCACGAGGGGAUAGGCGCCUCUCAGCCAUUUCUGGUUACUCUGCAUUUUUAGGUCACUCAUCUCCUUUCCCAUCCACCCGAUCUGAAUACUCCUUCCGCAGAGCUUAUUCUUCAGAGGAAACAGAGACCCAGACCUCCACGAGUUCUCCUUCUCCAUCUCCGUCACUUCCUAUAGAUCUCACUGGUGAAAUGGCUUAUGGUGCUAUGGAUGGCCUAACACUCCCCCCAUACAUAUCCUACAUUGAUGAGGUAAGCACUAGUUCGUCUAAAUCCAGCAGUGAUGACUCUGGCCAUGGGGAGGAAUUAUCCUCAUUCAACAUACUUAGUGCAGCAGCAGCAGGAGGUCCACCUUGCCAUUGCACAUUUGGCAAUCCUUCCAGUAUCCCACUGACAGCAGACACCUCGCUCACAUCAGCUUCCUCCAACAUAGGAGCUGGACCAUCACUGCCUGCUGCUGUGACAGGCAGGGCCUUCUCAUCUGACUCUGGCUUCUCCUCAGAACUCUAUGACACAGCAGGGGGACAUCGCAGCACAUCCACCCCAAAGAGUGGUAACAAGAUAAAUGCAACUAAUGACAACAUUGACAAAUCCACCCAAGGACUACAUCGCUCAAAAUGGACUGCAUCCUUCAGGAAGCUAAUCAACAGAGUGUCAAAGAGUGAUCCACAAAGGAUGUAGGUGUUACUUUCAGAAUGACCUGCAAAACAAAAGUUAGUAUGUGCAGUUGAAUAGUCCAGCAAGUUCAUUAACUUGCCAGUGCUGAUAUGUGACAUUAUGUUUUUUAAAGCUGGGUUACACACGUUGUUAACCUGUUCCAUGAUUUACUCACUGUGAUUGGAUGAAAUGCCAACAUGAUAUAUCAAUGGGAAAGUUUGAUAAUAGCAGCAAUGUGAUAAAUAUUUCUUCAUAUUUCAUGCUUUACGCUGAACUGGAAAUGAAAAUAGUACUGUUGAAUAGUAAUAUGUUUCUAAUUUGAUGUUAGUAAUUAUGGAAUACUGACUUGUGGUUUUAUUUAUGUGGCAGAAAUUAUAUGACAUUUUAAUAGUUAUUUAUAUGAUUAAAUGUUCAUUCCUUCAUAAAUUUUGGUACAUUCAUACAUUUCAUCUCAACAAAGUAUUUGUGAUUUUCACCUUCAGUCCAGUGUAAUCAGAAAUGGUGUACUGGAUACCUCACCAGAUUCUGUAUUUCCUUUGGUGCAAAAGCUGUAGUACAACAUUAAAUUAUAUGCUUUCAAUAUAAAUUUAGUGUUCCAUGUCACGUCAUUACAAAGGGUACUCUUCUGUGCUUUACUUUUUGUGGUAGCACACCCCAUUGUUAACUAGCUCAGCCUUAUUGCUGAGGAGCAACGGAGCAGUAUGUACUUACUCCAACAUGAGUAUGUUCUUAAAAAUUCUUAACAUUGCAAGAAGAAAAGGCUGCUUUAUAUAAUAAUGUAGCUGUGUUUCUGUUUGGGUCAGAAGUUCAUUUCUGCAGUGAUUUGUCCAUCCAGACCUACUAGUGUGGUAGUGAAUAUGCAUUUGGUAUACCAGAUUCAUCUGAUACAAAAAUAAAUAACGAAUCAUAUGUGUAUUAUUAGGUUUGCAGUUUCUGUCAAUGAUGCGGCUGCAUGCUGCAAAUGAAAAAGAUGUUUCUAUGAUUAAGGUUGUUGUUGUAACUGACAAUUAAGAUGCAAAUUGUUGCACAUUAAAAGUGUACUGGUGUUAUUGAUGUUGCUAAAUAGCUAUAAUGCAAUGAAGACAUAAGCCCCUAUAACCAGUAAUGUUAUAUCAGCGUUAUUUGACAGCUCAGAAUAUGUCUAAUGUCAAGAAUUAAAUUGAUCCUGGAAUUUCAUGCCAGAAUUCAAUUAAAGUUACAAUAUUUUGAAAUUUAUAUUCGUAGGAAUAUUUGAAAGUGUUAAAUGAUGCAGAAUGACGAGUACAAUUCUUGCCAUGGGAAUAUUCAGAUAUAAUUCGGCCAGCUGUAUCUGAUGAAAGACCUGAAUGCUGGUCUCUCCUGUUAUAGAAACAACGCACUAAUUAUAUAUGUUGUAAUUGGUCACUUAUUUAAUUCUAAUUGUUUUAUUCAAAGUUACGUAGGAGUUAGGGGAUCCUGGUGACUUCUGUCAUAGGUCCAUUAGAUAAAUUACAACAUAUAACCUUUCGUUCAUAUAGGUUUAGUUAGGAAGCAUUAUUAGAAAACCAUAGUAAGCACACAGUACUUAACAAAUGAGAUAUCAGAAUUAAUGGCUAAUUAGGUGGAUGUAUUUUCUGUAGAUUAUGUUAGUGUUUUAAGUCAUAUUGUUCCUCUAUAACUAGUUUCUAGGUUUAAUCUGAAAACUUCACUACAUCAUGACUCCAGCCAUUGCACUGCAAGAUGCCUCAACAUUCCAUAAAACUUAAUAAUAAUUUGUCUUGCCAUUUGUAUCUUUAUAAACAUGUAUUAUGUACAGUGUCCACUUCCAAUUCCUAAACACACAGAUUGUUCUGUUUUUUUUUUUUUUUUUAU